AUGGCGUUUAGCCGCUCGCCCACGCUGGACCUCCACACGCACGGCUUGUCUCGGCGCGCUUGGGUCGUCCUGGUCUGGCUCCUCAGCUCUCUCCUCCUGCUGCACUGUCUCACGGAGCGCGUCAGCAUCACUCCAACCGCGUCCAGUUCUUACCCAAGGCUUUCAUCAAAUAACAGGACGAAAGAUAUCGGAGGCACCGGUCAUUCUGAGAUGGGGAGAUUCGGAGAUGGAGGAACGUCAGCCAGAGAAGUGUCGCCAAGGUUACAACUCCGCGCGCUUGGGGAGGGGAGUAAGAAGCUGCCCCAUGCGCUCAUCGUCGGGGUGAAGAAAGGAGGGACCCGGGCUCUGCUGGAGUUUCUACGCGUUCACCCGGACGUCAGAGCCGUGGGGUCCGAGCCACACUUCUUUGACCGUAACUACGACAAGGGGCUGGAGUGGUACAGGUGA
Messenger RNA from Knipowitschia caucasica, 447 nucleotides. NCBI's taxonomy places the organism in Eukaryota, Metazoa, Chordata, Actinopteri, Gobiiformes, Gobiidae. The record is from the annotation of a GenBank genome assembly.